Panicum hallii is the source of this 1493-nucleotide messenger RNA. RefSeq names its product 3-methyl-2-oxobutanoate hydroxymethyltransferase 1, mitochondrial. NCBI's taxonomy places the organism in Eukaryota, Viridiplantae, Streptophyta, Magnoliopsida, Poales, Poaceae. Bases 102 to 1151 code for a protein of 349 amino acids. The transcript has 5 exons. The record is from RefSeq and is a predicted model, not a curated record. Gene Ontology annotation, cellular component: mitochondrion. Gene Ontology annotation, biological process: pantothenate biosynthetic process. Gene Ontology annotation, molecular function: magnesium ion binding; 3-methyl-2-oxobutanoate hydroxymethyltransferase activity.
CCCUCCCGUCCCCAUCGCUCUCCCCACCCACCACGUACCAGCCAAGCCACCGUCUCUCUCCCGCGCUCGCGCGCGCCGCCGCUUCGCACCACCAAGACACGAUGCGGGGGUCCCUCCUCGCCCGGCAGCUGGCGCGGCGGCUGCUGAGCAACUUGCCGGAAUCGACCGUCUAUGGGGGGCCGCGCCCGCAGGAGGCCUCGGCGGCGCGGCGCGUGACGGUGACCACCCUCCGCGGGAAGCACCGCCGCGGGGAGCCCAUCACCGUCGUCACCGCCUACGACUACCCCUCGGCGGUCCACGUCGACUCCGCGGGCAUCGACGUCUGCCUCGUGGGGGACUCCGCCGCCAUGGUCGUCCACGGCCACGACACCACGCUCCCCAUCUCGCUCGACCUCAUGCUCGAGCACUGCCGCGCCGUGGCCCGAGGCGCACCACGCCCGCUGCUCGUCGGGGACCUCCCUUUUGGGUGCUACGAGUCCUCGGCCGCGCAGGCUGUUGAUUCAGCUGUAAGGGUGCUAAAAGAAGGUGGAAUGGAUGCAAUCAAGCUUGAAGGGGGUGCGCCGUCGAGGAUCACUGCAGCUAAAGCUAUUGUGGAGGCUGGGAUUGCUGUCAUGGGGCAUGUUGGCCUCACACCACAAGCUAUUAGUGUGCUCGGUGGAUUUAGGCCUCAAGGGAAGACAGUUGAUAGUGCUGUAAAGGUUGUGGAGACAGCACUGGCUUUGCAGGAGGCUGGUUGCUUCUCAGUUGUGUUGGAGUGUGUGCCUGCUCCAGUGGCAGCCGCUGCAACAUCAGCAUUGCAAAUCCCAACAAUUGGCAUAGGGGCUGGACCAUUCUGCAGUGGACAGGUGUUAGUCUACCAUGACUUGUUGGGGAUGAUGCAGCACCCACAUCAUGCCAAGGUCACACCAAAAUUCUGCAAACAAUUUGGUGAUGUGGGUAAUGUCAUCAACAGGGCAUUAUCGGAGUAUAAGAAAGAAGUGGAAACUCGGACAUUCCCUGGUCCAAGCCACACACCAUAUAAAAUAACUCCAACGGAUGUUGAUGGCUUUGCGAAUGCGCUACAGAAGAUGGGUUUGAGUGACGCUGCAGAUGCUGCUGCGGCCGCUGCUGAAAACAGUGGGACUGAUGGAGGGCCAAAAGAAAAUAGUUGAUUUUGUCGGUUGUUUUCAGCAAGAACACAAGAUCUAGACUAGAGAAUGUAAGGGCAGUCCGGUAGCCUGCCUAGCAUAAUGGUUUCCAGCAGUAGUGCAAUCUUGCCAUAGGCGUAAACUGAAGCUGGGAACCCUUUCAAUGUCGUUGUAGGAGGACAGUGGGGAUCCUCUGAUAUUGAAUAAGGCUGAGCUAUAGCAUCUGGACAGACCUGAAUGCUUUCGGGUUAGGAUUGUAGAGAAAUCUAUGGAGCAGUCCCUUAAAUUAACGCCGCAUACUGGGAUUAUACCUUGCGGUUCCAGCACUAGCUUUGAAUGUUUUCUGUCGCAUGCCAAUUUGCUGAA